Molecule: messenger RNA, 3024 nt
Organism: Wasmannia auropunctata (little fire ant)
Lineage: Eukaryota; Metazoa; Arthropoda; Insecta; Hymenoptera; Formicidae
Product: armadillo repeat-containing protein 3
Exons: 14
Coding region: 293-2950 (885 amino acids)
Source: RefSeq, a predicted model, not a curated record
AUUAGAUGUCGAUAUUUCGAGAAUCGAUCGCUAUUAAUUGACAUUGGCUUACAAAAGGGAACCAAAAAUACGAGCAAAAAGUAUUAAAAUUAAAAUAAAUAUCUUUUUAUAUUAAUAGUCUUUUUAAUUAAGUUAUUUUAAUUAUUAUUUAUUGCCAGAAGAAUGUAACUAUAAUAUUGUUUAUAAAUAAUGUCAUAAUAUACAUUGCAAUUAACACUAUUUAAAGAUCUACGACAUAAAAACAAUUAUUUCUAUAUUAAGAAAAUAAAAAUAAUGUCUGAAAAGUAAGAAGAUGAUAAACAAUAUGAAAGAGGAACAGAACUCUUUGGAAUACAGUCCAUUUAAUUUAUUCAUCUCUGAAGCUAAAGAUGCGGAAACAGUGAUAUUGUUAUUACAAUCUGAAAAUAAAUCUACUUUAUUGGCAGCCGUAGAGGCUUUGUCGAAGUAUGCUAGUAAAUCAAAAGACAAUGCAAAGAUUCUUUUUCAUCUUGGUAUUGUAAAUAAUAUUCUUCCUAUUAUCGAGCAUGAAGAUAUAUAUAUUCGAAGAUUUGCUGGAAAAUUGUUGACAGAAAUGAUAGCAGUGCCAGACGUGAAAAAUUAUUUGAUCGAAUCCGAUCGUAUAGAAUAUUUUACAAAGUUAUUAAUGAGCGAGAAAGAUACCUUUAUGCAAGAAUACCUUUCUGCUAUGCUCGCGAAGCUAUCCGAAGAUCCGUACGGUAAUGCUCUUCUAGCAAAACAUUGCUCGAACGUAAAUUUCCUAUUUGAAGUAUUACAAUCGUCAGAUCCGGAUGUAAAGAAACAUAGUCUUGAGAUUCUGCAUAAUUUAAUGCAGGAUCCCGUAGCUGCGCGUGAAAUUUCGAAAAAUGAGAAAUUUAGUUUUCCUUUGUUGUAUCAACACUUUGAAUCAUCGUAUCCAGAGAUUCAAUAUCUCGCGCUGGACGUAAUUGCGGAUAUAAUUGGUAGAAAUAAAGAUGAAGAAAUACAAUCUCUAUUUCACGAAACAAACGGAGUUAAAGUGCUACUAGAUUUUUUGAAAAAUGACGAGUACAAUGAUUCGCAUAUUAAAGCUCUAGAAGUAUUACGUUUUGCUGUCGAAAAUCUAGCUGUCGUGGAUGAACUUAUUGACAGCGGAAGUAUUUCGCAAAUUGUAAGCUACAUAAAGUAUGCAAAAAAUCCGAGAUUUUUUACUGAAGCGCUCAGAAUUGUUGUAUAUAUUGCAAAUACUUCCAACGGAAGAAAAGUUUUACAUUCCUACGGGAUUAUCGAAUGUUUGCUAAACGCUUUGCAACAAUCGAUGCACAUUGACAUUGUUGAAGUUGCUUGUUAUGGAAUUGGGGAAAUGACGCUUAAUAGUCAUGCUGCAAAAGAAUUCGCUAGCACGGAUUCUAUUAAAACUAUUUUAGAUAUUUUGAAAAAAGAGGACUUGCAGUGGUCCACAAGACACGCCGCAAGUUUUGCGAUCAAACGGUUAUUGAUGAGCGAUAUUAAAAAUUGCGAUGUUUUCUUGAAUAUUCAUGGACCAGAUUACCUGUGGCAGUUGUUAAAACACUUUACAAAACAAGUUUCUGUAGAAACUUGUAUUAUUGCUCUAGAAGCUCUUCUUACCAUAGCACGACAUCCAACUCUCAGAGAUAUCUUGAUUAACUUUAACUCUAUUAAUACAAUUUGCUCGCUUUUAGAGUCAACCUAUCCGUUCAUCGACGAAUUUAAAAUCGCUUGUUGCAAGUUAUUUUCUGCACUAUGCUUAGAAGAGAAUGGAAGACAUUAUUUUCUCAAAGCAAAUGGACCUCAAAGAAUAUUUUCUCUUAUCACUGAUUCUCAUCCAAUUUCAAUAAGAAACGCUACGUUGCAAUUCGUACAAGCAAUUUCUACAGAUUUAAGUGUAGCGAAGGCCUUCGUAGAAAACAAGUAUCUCUCAUACAUGUUGAAUAAUCGUUCAUGUUCAAGAGCGAUUCCUUUAUGGGACACUUGCGUUGAGAUUCUUCUUAAAUCGAAUUUACCGAUCAAAUUCGCUCUUACAGGACGCUUGUCUGUACGCGAUCUUACGCAGGAUGGAUUUUAUGUCUCAAAAAUUACCGUAUGCUCUUUUCCGGUGUUAGAUGAUAUCUUCCGAUUUAAAUUUUGUCCGUUAAAGCCCAUUUAUGUAGUAAACUGCAUGCGAUUACCAACGUCAAGCACUUUACAAAGCAAGACAGUUCUCAAAAAAGACAUAAAUGCAUGGCUCGAAUUAAAGUUUGGUCAGUUGCAAUGCGAUCCAGAUUUCGUCGAAUAUGUGGAACUCUUUAAACGUAUGCUUUCAGCAACAGAAUCGAAAGUUUUAAGUGUAAGAAAUACAGAUAUUGGAUCGAUGAAUGUUCAGUACGUUCCUUCGCGUGCAAAGAUGUUAGCUCGAUUCGUGGCGCGCCAAAUGUCUGGUGUGGAUUCGACGGUACCUGGAUGCUUCGACCGGCAGCUUGAAGUUCAUUUGAAGCGGAUCAAAGAAUGCUUGGAAACGAGCGUGAUUCCGCUCGGGCAACUUCGUGUAGGCUCUUAUCUCGAGCGAGCUUUGCUCUUCAAAGCGAUAGCCGAUAGAAUAUGCCUUCCAGCAGCUCUCGUACGUGGGGAAUACGGUGUCUCGUGGAUUGAAAUAGCUAUACCCCAAAUGGAAGCCUCGAACGAAGGAGGAUUAUUUAACGAUGUUUUGGAUAAAAAUAAUGAAUAUUAUCAAGAAAGAGUUACGACCGAAUUACUAGACAAAUCAACAAUUGUCCUUACAUAUCCGAAUGGACAUGAGAGAAAGAAAAAAUUUCUCUCAGAUUGUCGAUCAGUGAUCUACCCGAUCAAACUUUUGAAACCGAAUUUUAUCGUUGAUUUGAUGGAUACACCGGGAGACUUAAUCCCAAUUGGAAGUCCUCGUUCAAAGUUAUAUUGUAUUAAAAAGAUAACUAAUAGCAAAACAUGUUACUAUUGAAAACUGAUGUAUUAUUAGUCUUUCAAGAAUUUAAUAAAAUAUCUUAAUUUUAAUAAAUCUUAUAGUAAUAUUUU